Agrilus planipennis (emerald ash borer) is the source of this 2360-nucleotide messenger RNA. Its product is annotated as 25S rRNA (cytosine-C(5))-methyltransferase nop2. Bases 130 to 2352 code for a protein of 740 amino acids. Lineage: Eukaryota; Metazoa; Arthropoda; Insecta; Coleoptera; Buprestidae. Gene Ontology annotation, molecular function: rRNA (cytosine-C5-)-methyltransferase activity; RNA binding. Gene Ontology annotation, biological process: maturation of LSU-rRNA; rRNA base methylation. The record is from RefSeq and is a predicted model, not a curated record. Gene Ontology annotation, cellular component: nucleolus. The transcript has 2 exons.
CUAAAAUGCUGCUGAUCACUGCUGAUGUUUUGGAGGUUAGUUAAUACCAUACUCUGACUACCUCUGACCUUAUAAAAGUAAAUUAAGGUGUAAACUGCGUGUAUUCUUUAAACAUAAAUUAAAUAGGUAAUGGGAAGAAAAGCUCAAUUCGCUGAAGUGAGUAAGCAAAAACCUGGUCAUGGCAAGAAAACUAAGAAACAGAAGGAUCCUGUUUUCCCAAAGUUGUUGGUGAAUGGUCAAGAUAAUAAGAAAUUAUCGAGACGACAGAAACAGAGACUUGCAAAAGCCAUUAAAAAAGGCAGGAGAAGUUUAUCUAAUGUUGAAGACAUUGUUAACACAAAUGCAGUAAAUGAAAGCAGUUCAAAUGACAACUUAACUGUAUUAAAAAAUAGAAAAAAGAGAAAAUCAGGAGAUAUAAACGAUACAUUGGAUGAAAAUAGUUCUUGGUUGAAACUAAAAAAGAAAUCAAGUUUAAAUAAAAAAGUAAAAUCUAGUGUAGAUAGUUCAACGUUUGAUGAAUGGAAUGUAAGUACAAUUGACACUAUUGAAGACACUAUAAAUUCAACAGAAGAAAAUGGAAUUGAUGAUUCAAAUGAUGAAGAAACGUUUAAGAUUUCAAAUUUGAAUGAAAUUGAUGGAGAAGAUGACAGUGAUGAUGAUGGUAGUGAUAAUGAAAAAGAUGAAUUUAGUUCAGAUGUUUCUGAAGAAAAUAUUGACGAACAGAAUGAUGAUGAGGAUUUGUUGCCUAUAGAGAAAGAAAAUAGAGUAUUAAAAAAACAGAAGAAACAAGAACAAAAAGAUGCUCAAGCUGAAUUGCAAUUAAAUAUUGAUCAACAAGAAGUAUUUCAAUUUCCCAGUGAAGAAAGUGUUGCCACACUUCAAGAUGUUCAACAGAGAAUGAGAGAAGUAGUUGUUGUUCUAUCAAAUUUCAAUAAAUUAAGAGAUGGGAUACAUUCAAGAAAAGAUUAUAUUGAUUUACUUAAGAAGGACAUUUGCACGUAUUAUAGUUACAAUGAUUUUUUAAUGGAUAAGUUCAUGCAGUUAUUUCCACUAUCUGAGUUACUAGAAUUUUUAGAAGCCAGUGAAGUUCAAAGGCCUCUUACUAUCAGGACAAACACUUUGAAAACUAGAAGAAGGGACUUGGCGCAGGCAUUGAUUAAUAGGGGUGUCAAUUUGGAUCCUGUGGGAAAAUGGAGUAAAGUAGGUCUUGUUGUGUACUCUUCUCAAAUACCUUUAGGUGCCACUCCUGAAUACCUAGCAGGACAUUAUAUAAUUCAAGGAGCUUCUAGCCUUCUACCUGUAAUGGCAUUAGCUCCUCAAGAAAAUGAAAGGAUUUUAGAUAUGUGUGCUGCUCCUGGUGGCAAAGCUUCACAUAUUUCAGCAAUUAUAAAAAAUACAGGCAUCCUCUUUGCAAAUGACGCAAAUAAAGAUCGUGUUAAAGCUGUUGUUGGCAAUUUUCAUAGAUUAGGAAUUGUUAACUCAGUUAUUUGCAACUAUGAUGGAAGAAAGUUUCCAGAAGUUUUAAAAGGAUUUGACAGGGUUUUGCUAGAUGCUCCUUGUACUGGAACAGGAGUCAUAGCUAAAGAUCCUAGUGUGAAAACAAGCAAAGAUGAACAAGAUAUUCAAAGAUGUUUCAAUCUUCAAAGGCAACUGCUUCUUGCAGCGAUCGAUUGCGCUAAUGCCAAAUCAACAACAGGCAGUUACAUAGUUUACUCUACAUGUUCUGUACUUCCAGAAGAAAACGAGUGGGUGAUUGAUUUUGCCCUAAAAAAACGAAACGUUAAAUUGGUUGAUACUGGACUUGAUUUUGGUACUGAAGGUUUUGUUCAUUACAGACAGCAUAGGUUUCAUCCUUCAUUAAAAUUGACAAGAAGAUUUUAUCCUCAUACACAUAAUAUGGAUGGGUUUUUUGUUGCAAAACUUAAAAAGUUUUCUAAUGUAAUCCCUAAAACUAGCACAGAAGAGGAAAAUGAUGCAGAAGACACUAUUAAUAAUGAAAGGACACAGGAUUCACCAACUAAUGAAAUAAAUAAUAAAGAGCCCAUUAAGAAGCAAAUGAAAGAAAUUAGCAUAACUAAAAAGCAGGAUAAUAUAAAGUUAAAUUUGUUUAAAAAUGGGAGCAAAACAGAAACGACGUCGUUGGCACUAAACGAUAAAGAUAAUAAAUUAAAAAAUAAAACUUUAAAUAAAUCAGUAAUAAACAGUCCUUCAAAUAAAGGACACUCGUUAAAAAAAAUUAAUACUAAUAAAAGUAAAUCUUUUUCUAAAGACGUAGAGCAAAAGGCAAUUCAAAAAUUAAAGAAGAAUAUUGCAACAAAAAAGAAAAAAAUUGGGACUUUGAAGAAGAAAUAAUAAGCCUA